CUCGACACUCAAUGCGUCGAGUCUAAGAUUAUCUUAAUUUAAAAUCAUACUAUAUGUAUAUUUAUAUCCUGACAAAACUGUCAAUUUACGUCAAAUCGAGUGAUUCUGGUGACAGGUGGACGAAAUAACUCUUUAGUACUUUGAGUUAAAGCUCAGCCGGACGUUCGACGCGACAGGGUGUGGAAUCACGUCCUCAAAGCAUCAACAGACCAUGAAGAAACUCUUUGCCGUGUGAUAAUCCAGUGAUUGUCAAGAGUCAAAGACAGGUCAUGGAAAAUUUGGAAAUCAUUUAAUCAGAACAUCAGUAGUUUACCGUUAUUGAUUGUCGAGUUAUUGGAAUAAUGUGUUAUUAUUCGAGCAAUUAUUCGUGAUGUUGAUUGAUAUUUGUUGUGAUAAAAAUCAACAGGAAGUGCGGUAUAAUGCGUCUUUUGUAAUUAAUAAUUAUUCAAGUGAUACAAAUGUAUCCUCAUUGUGCAGUUGGUGAAAGGAUCAAAACAUUGACUAUGUGAUAAAAGACUCUUAUUUUUUGGUACUGAAAAAUUUAAACAUUUAAUUUACUGGUGAUUAUCCCGCUAUAAAUUUCAAAAAAAAAAUAAAUAAGAAAAAGUACAAUACAAGUGAAGAUUUAAAGUUUAAAUUAUUUAGUCUAUUUGGUGAGAAAUAAAAGCAAUAAUUAGAGAUGAAGGCUUAAGUGAGUGAAGUAAUGAAAGAAGAAAAAUAAAAAGAUUAAAAUAAACAGGUGCAGGAAUUCGCGACUGGCGCCAAGGUGGUCGCUCGUAGGAAAAGUAAAAGAGUAGAAAGAAGUCGAGCAAGAGAAUGACAAGAAAAACCGCGAGAUAGAAAGAAAUAACGAACUGAUAGUAUAUCCCGUUUGUAAAACGACCUGGAGUUCGAACAACUCAAGCGAAACGUGUCGCAAUCCAAUGAAUUCAAGUCACCGUGAAGAUUAUUUUUAAACACUGUCUCCCGACCCAUUUCGUUUUUAUUUCUGUAUUCUGAACGAGAACGCGACAAACUUAAUUUAUGAACAGCAUUGAAAAUUAUUCUUUAGCAUGUGUCAAAAAAUACAUUGAAUGUGAAUUAAUAAUUUAUAAUAAUUAGUUUACCCAACAAUGCUUUGCGGUUCAUUUAGAAAGAAAAAACAAUCCGAAGAUGGAUAUCAACUAGAUAGAUCCAACGUUAAGCCGCAAAUUGUAUCUGGGUGUGAAAAUUUUAAAAUUACCAUCAAAGGUCCAACGAAAAGUUCUAAAAGUUCCAAAUCUUUAUUUCUGCAUUUUUCACACACGGGUUUGGACAAUGUAAGCUCAGCAACUUUGAGGCCCUUUAAUUCAGACAUCAAUACACCGAGAAUUGAUAGCUACCGGUUUUCAAUGGCGAAUCUCGAAGAUUCUCAAGAUGUCGACCUGGAUGCGAUCCUCGGAGAACUAUGCGCUUUGGAGAGACGAUGUGAUGGGGACAUUGCUUCCACUCCGGCGCCAGAUACGCAACGAACUGGAAGACCUAACAGUGGAAGAAUUAAUGCUGGAGACAACACAGACAUUGGAAAAACUGAUGGAGGAAUGCGCACCGAUAGUCCCGAUAACGAUAGUGCCUUCUCGGACACGGUGUCGAUGUUGUCAAGCGAAAGCUCAGCAAGUAGCAGUGGUUCUGGACACAAACCACCUCAGACCGCCAUGCACACGGCUCCUCAACAACAAUCACAUCAGCUGAUGGAUGCUGCCAGUAGAGCUAAAGCUGAAAAAAUACGACUGGCAUUAGAGAAAAUGCGAGAAGCCAGUGUUCAAAAACUUUUUAUCAAAGCUUUUACACUGGAUGGAAGUGGAAAAAGUCUUCUUGUCGACGAAGGAAUGAGUGUGGCUCAUGUUUGUAGAUUAUUAGCUGAUAAGAACCACGUAGCGAUGGAUCCAAAGUGGGCUGUCGUUGAGCAUCUGCCUGAGCUUUUUAUGGAGAGGGUAUACGAGGAUCAUGAGUUGUUGGUUGAAAAUCUACUAUUGUGGACAAGAGAUUCGAAGAAUAAAUUGUUGUUUGUCGAGAGACCAGACAAAACUCAACUUUUCCUAUCACCCGAGAAGUACCUACUUGGUCAAUCAGACCGAAAUACAGGCGAGUACGACGACCAUUCGAGGAACAUCUUGCUUGAGGAGUUCUUUUCCAGCAGCAAUGUUGGAGUACCCGAGGUCGAGGGUCCACUAUACUUGAAGUCAGACGGUAAAAAAGGCUGGAAGAAGUACCACUUUAUUUUACGUGCUUCCGGUCUUUACUACUGGCCUAAAGAAAAGGCGAGAACUGCUAGGGAUCUUGUAUGCUUAGCGACAUUAGAUGUAAAUCAAGUGUACUACGGUGUUGGUUGGAAGAAAAAAUAUAAAGCACCGACAGAUUUUUGUUUUGCCGUCAAGCAUCCACGGCUUCAGCAGCCCAAGUCAACCAAGUACAUUAAAUUUUUGUGUGCUGAGGAUAAUGCCUCGUUGGAGCGAUGGAUGGUCGGUAUACGUGUAGCCAAAUACGGAAGACAGUUGAUGGAAAACUACAGGACACUAGUAGAUGAACUUGCGCAAGAGGACUUGGAUAUUCUGGCACACGCUAGGUCCUGCUCUGUCAGUUCAAUCGCUGUACCACCAAGUAGUCAGACCCAGUACAAUACUACCAAUGAUAACGCUAGACAAUUUACGGAAAUGAACAGGCACAAUGGUACUGACAACGCCCGACAGUAUGAUAACCAACGGCAGAGUUAUAACUCUGAACAACGACAGAGUUACACAAAUGAUGGUAGACUCAGCCGUGCAAGUAGCUCGAGUUCCAGUGGAUGUCUAUCAGAUGGAGCACCAAGCAGUUGUGAAGUUGCUUUUGAAUGUGGUGAAUUUCCUACAGGUACAAUAAAACGUAAACCUUCGAUGAACCCAAAGUUGCCAUUAACUUCAAUCACAAGACAAUUAAAAGAAGUCGGUGAAACUGUACGAGAUGAACCAGAUUCUUGCCCAAGCCCUACUAGUUCAGGAUCUGGUACACUGACACGAAGACAUAGUCGUAGAAGAAGCGGCACUGAUUCUGAUGGCUCAGGAACUUUAAAAAGACAUCACAGAUCUGGAAAUGCUACCCCCGUUAGCCCUAUUCCUCCAGGUACUCCAGUCCGUGAGAGAGUCAGUCCUAUGAAUUUCACAAGAACAGAAAGCCAAGAACCUAAAACCCCAACUAGUCCAAUACCCACAUGUAUGAUGGACUCAAUUACCUCUUUACCACCUCCACCAUCACCUCCAAGAUUUACGGAAGAAAUAGAGUCUGAUGGUGAGCCUUUACCACCGCCACCACCAGAAAUGUUCCGAUCAAAUCUAUCUUUGGAUUCAUUACCACCACCACCGGCUCCCGGUGAACUACCAAUUUGUGAUGCUACUGAUUUUUCUGGGUCAUCUCUCAGCCUAGUCUCAUUACCACCACCACCCAGUCCACUUGUUGGUGAAACCGGUACCAUUAGACGUGCCAGGCCUAAUAAACAAUCAACACCAACAAAUUCUACGUCACCUGAAUCUACUCCAACUCACACACCAACGCGGAACAACACGAAUCAAAUUUACGGAAUCAUUAAUAAUAAUAACAAUCCAACUGCAAAUCAAAAUUGUAACUUUACUUCCCAAAAUAAUGGAUACGCGCCCAACCAUGUGUCCAAUACGUCAGCACACGAUUCUUAUUCCGGAUCUAAUGCUAGUACACCAACUUUUACGCCAAGUUCACCAAAUUUUGCAACACCACCGCCAUUUGUACCACCUCCAGCUUAUGGUGCUCAACAACAGCAACAGCAACAAAAUAGUCUUCAACGGCAAAAUUAUACAUCUGAUCAAAUUUACGGAACUUAUCCAGCUGCACAACAAUGUGGGCCAGCAAUAAGGCCUAAUCCAAAUAUGGAUACAAUAAGAAGAAGUGCUUUGAAACAAAAUUCUGGGCACUACGCUACUCCACCGUACCUUGCAGAACUUAAAGCUGCCGCUAGUCCACAACCACAAAGACGAGUAACUAUCCAAGAGCCUCCAAUUUCACCUAAAACUAAAAAUGGUAAUGGUAAAAAAAUAACAUUUAAUUUACCACCACAACAAGAACCAGGAAGUCCAGCAUUACCACAAAGAAAACCUAUGCCACCAAGAAGGUCUGAUAGUACACGACUGACUUCACCUAAAAAAUUGGCAGCUUCUGAUCAAGCACCACCCGGUGAUUUUCUAAAAGAUCUUCAACGAGUUAUGAGAAAAAAAUGGCAAGUUGCACAAAAGUGUAAAUUAGAUUCAACGACAACACCACACGAAGUACUUGGUUUUCGUGAUCCUCCACCAGCAAUUGCUGAUUACAGAGAAACAAAUGUCUCUAAUUGGGUACAAGAGCACUACGGUGCUGACAAUUUGUAUGAAAAUGUAUACACAAAUGAUCCAAAUGCUCCUGUUGAGUAUGCAUCAAGCCCAGCACGACAACCAACAGUUAGAUUUGCUGAUGAGAAUAUAAGUAUGAAUAUUGCUAAUGUAAUAGCAAGUAAACGACGGCCACCGCCACCACCACCGAAAAGAGCGGAAACUACUCAUCUAACAACACGAGCAAUGCACUGACAAUAGCAGAUAAUAAAGCCUCAUACCCAGAGGCGGCAACGAUGGUUCUCUUGUUUUUGCGAUUGGUGGAAACACUGAUUAAUCUUUAAGAUUUAUCGUCAUUAAAUAUGUACUUGCUAGGCUGUUACUGCUACUACAAAUACUACUACUUCUCCAAUACAACAGCCAUUACAUAAUUUUAUUCGCUGAAUAUUUUUACGUCGCUAAAAAUAAUACUCACUUAAUCGCCCACUCAUUUUAAAUUUUAAUUAUUCAUUGUCAUUUAGUACUGGAUACUAUUGAUAUUUAAAUAAAUAAUUACGGCUUGAAAUAAUAAUAUUUUUUUUUUUUUUUUUUCAUUAAGCAACAAAACAACGACAGACCGCGCAAUAAAUUUUUGCUGAGAUUUACAUUAAGCAAUGAAAUAUCAUCGUAAUGUAGAAAAAAAAAUUGAAAAUAAAAAAAAAAAUAUAAAUCCAACUGUCAUUUACAUAUAAGUAGACUUAGGAAAUACUGCAGCACACACUAAGGAUGUGAUAUAAAUUUUAAGCUCGCUUAAUUAGUAUAACACUGCGAUCAAUUUAUAUUAAUUUUUUAAUAAAUGUGCAACUAUAUACAAAUAUAUAACUCGCAAAAGAAAAAAAUUAAAUAUAUAUGUAUACAUAUAUGAGACUAUACGAAAUAUACGUACGUGCAAUUAUAUAAAUAAAAAUAAUUGACAAUUGAUAAAAAAAAAUGAUUUUUUUUAAGUAACAAGCCUCCGUAAAAUAUAAAUAUAAUAUGAAAUGCACAAACAAACAUUGGACAUGUUACUUUUUUUUGCGUAUUUUGUCAAGCGUCGAUGAGAUAUUGAUUGAUUUUUUUAUUUUUCUUUUUUAAUAAAGGUGCUUUAUGUAAGACAUUUUAUCAGUAAAGUUUAACUAUUACAAUUGGAUAAACAUAAUUAACUUAAUACAUGUAUAGGUGAGGUAUAAAAUUAAGUAUGUCAUUUUAUAGAUAUAAUAAACGCGAUUAUCAUAUAAUAUAUAGAUGAACCUCAGUGUGUAAUUAAAUAAAUUUUGUUAAUUAUUA
Molecule: messenger RNA, 5633 nt
Organism: Microplitis demolitor
Lineage: Eukaryota; Metazoa; Arthropoda; Insecta; Hymenoptera; Braconidae
Product: amyloid beta A4 precursor protein-binding family B member 1-interacting protein
Exons: 7
Coding region: 1113-4583 (1156 amino acids)
Biological process (GO): signal transduction
Source: RefSeq, a predicted model, not a curated record